This is a messenger RNA of Styela clava, 5304 nucleotides long. Its product is annotated as cGMP-specific 3',5'-cyclic phosphodiesterase-like. Gene Ontology annotation, molecular function: protein binding; 3',5'-cyclic-nucleotide phosphodiesterase activity. The record is from RefSeq and is a predicted model, not a curated record. Gene Ontology annotation, biological process: signal transduction. Lineage: Eukaryota; Metazoa; Chordata; Ascidiacea; Stolidobranchia; Styelidae.
CAGCAUACAUUAUAGUUUGUGUAUUUUUAAUUAUGCAAGCCGACUUUCAUCCAGCUAGUAUAAUCUGAACAGUGAACAGUCGUCACACUAGAUAUCUGAACAACGUCACCCUGCUCGAUGCCUCUCCAAGUCGUACAUAAUUUAUGGACGAGGGGCCGCUGAUGACGACGAACGACGACGAAAAACGAGACUGCUAAAUCAACCCUUGGCGCAUCACCAACAGAAUAGCGAAAUCGUAUGGAAAAAUAAAAGUCGCUGCAUUUAAAAGAAGUGAGAGCAUACGAUUUUGCAACUGGAACCAAAUAAAAAGGAACAGUGCGUUUGCACAUUUACAAAUAAUCGGAGAACUAUUAUACCGACAUUUACUACACAACGUUAUAUAAGGAAUUAGAAGUGACGUUGUUAUAGCAACAGUGUUUGUUUACGACUGAAUUUAAGUUGAAUUUUGAUCAACCGGAAAGUCACAUCAUGACAAGUGAACCAGAGAUAAUCCUGAACUUGGCAAAACAAGUUGGAUCAGUGAAGGAUUGUGAUAAAUUUUGCUUCGAAGCUUUAACUCAUGUAUCUACGUUACUUGAUGCUGAUAGAUGCAGCUUGUUUCUGGCAAGAGACACUCCUACGGGAGACGGAAAAGAACUGGCAUCAAGAUUAUGGAACGUGACACAAAAAUCAUCAUUCGAGGCAGCAAUGUGCGAUGCCAAGAAUGAAUUUGUUGUUGCAUUCGACGUAGGAAUAGCAGGGCAUGUAGCUCAGACAAGAGAAAAACUCAAUGUUUCCAACGUAUAUGAGCAUCCGAAUUUUACAAAAAUGUUUGACGAAAAAACAGGGUUUGUUUCUCGUGACAUCAUGUGUCUACCUCUAAUAUUACCUGACGACGACAAGUUAGUGGGUGUGGUGGAAGUCGUUAACAAGAAAAACGAAGAACCGUUCACAGAAGAAGACGAAGAGGUAGCACAACAUUUCAUUGUAUUAUGUGCUCUUGCUAUUCAACAUACAAGAAGAUCAGCACAGAUUACUAGACUGGAGCAAGCGGGAAAACUUCAGGAUGACUUGGCGGCUUCAGUGGCUAGUAAUUGGCAAGGUAGGAGCCUCGAUGCGGUAUUGAAAGAAGUCUUGACAAAAAUUUCUGAAGCAAUCAAAUGCGAAAGAUACACACUAGCUAUUGCGUUAGUCGACAACUGCAAUAUUGAAGGAUGUCUUCCACUUGCUAAAUCUUAUGACAUGCUGGUCAAGAAAGGGAGCAACCUUUUUGGCGAAGACGAUGGGGAGACACAAAUUGACGUUAUAAAACUGAAAAAGAACGACUGGAUAUUUGGUCACAAAGUCAUCGAAAAAGUUUUGGAAGAAAAAAAGAUGGUCAACAUGUCAAAAAUCAGUCCGUUUUCAGAAUUCAAGCUUGAGGAUGCAAAGAAAGAAUUCAGCUUGAAGACAGUACUUUGUACUUCGUAUUACGAUAGUGGUGGAAAAUUACUCGGUGUUUUACAUCUUGCUAACAAGAAAGGAGGAUUUACAGAAGGCGAUGAAGAAACUCUAGAAACCAUACGACCUUACAUUGUGAACGGUCUCUUGUACGCGAACGGAUUUAAUUCAAUUCGUUUGAAUAAAGCAAAAGAAGAAGUAUCUGAAGAAAUAGUCAGGUUUAACAUUAGAGCAGAUGAAAACGACGUCGAUAAAUUGAAGGUCAAAGAGAUACCUCCUGGUGAAGAUUACAAUUUGUAUGAAUUCACUUUCUCUGAUUUACCAAUGAUUGAUGACGAAACAGUGCUGGCAGCAAUGAGAAUGUUCACAGAUAUCGAUGCUUUUAAUAUGUUCAAAAUUCCUCAAACGACUAUGCUUCGGUGGAUCCUCAGCGUAAAAAGAUGUUACAGACCGGUAUACUAUCAUAAUUGGAGACACGGAUUUAAUGUUGCUCACACUAUGUUUUUACUCCAAGAUAGGAUGAUUAAAGACAGCGAGUGUACCAACAUCAAUAAUAUCUACACGGACGUUGAAAAAUUUGCCUUAAUAGUUGGAAGUUUUUGUCACGAUAUUGAUCACAGAGGAACGAACAACGCUUUCUUGAUCAGAGCUGGAGCACCUCUCGCUGUCCUAUAUAACACGUCGACAUUGGAAAACCAUCAUUACAAUACAUGCUUACAAAUCAGUAGGAUGGAAGGCAGCGAUAUUUUUGCAUCAUUUACCGAUGAAGAGUUCACUUAUGCUUGUGAAAUAAUGAAACAUGCUAUUCUUGCUACAGAUUUGGCUCUAUAUUUCCAACGAAGAAACACUUUCCGCAAACUUUUGGACGAAAAUAAACCGGAAGCUAGAGAUUUUACGACCACAGAUAAUAAAAUGUUACUGAUGUCGAUGUUGAUGACAGCAUGUGAUCUUUCUUCAAUCACGAAACCUUGGGAAGUUCAACAACUGAUGGCGGUCAAUGUCACAAACGAAUUUUACGACCAAGGAGAUCAAGAAAGACUAUUAUUUGGAACUGAACCAAUUGCUAUGAUGGAUCGGAAGAAACAAAAAGAUCUUCCCAAAAUGCAAAUCGGUUUUAUUGAUGGUGUCUGCUCAAUGGUGUACGAGAUGAUGGCAGAUUUUUGCAAUGGCUAUGCUCCAUUACGUGAUGGGAUGAGAGCAAACAGACAGCAUUGGACAGAAAGAGCAAAGGCGGAAGGUUUGGAUGUGGAUACUGGUCCGGCAAAGAAAGAGACAAAAGACGACGAUGGAUAUGCAAACAUGUGGGAGAAAUACUGGAACAUGGACCCAGAAAAUUUUAUCUGGGGUAUCGAUCCAAACGAGGCCCCACCUGAGGUUGUAAUUGAGAGAGUUGUAUUCUCACCUAAGAAAAAGAUGCCCAAAGCUCUCACGUCAGAAAUUUCAAACGGGGAAAAGACUCCAGCAAAAGGAAGGAAGAAAAAGAAACUGGCAGCACAAUUUGAAAAAGACUCGGGGUUGUCGCGGAAGUCACCGGUACCUAGCGCUGCAUCGGACUCCGGUUCUUCUUCCAAAAACAGUAAAAUGUGUCGAGUCAUGUGACUAGGCUGUCUCCCGAAGUGUCGUUCAAGGCGAUGAGGAAGCGAAGUUGCGUGAACGCGAGUUUGCAUAGGCUGACACUGAAAAACAUUGUUCACUCCUCGACUACCAGAAUUUGAAAACGUGCGAUUAGGAUUCCAGACGCAAAUGUACUGUUUAUACUAGGUCAUUAUAUGUUUUUACAAAUGAGUUUAGUAUUAUGAUCCUGAUAAUCGAAACCUAAUAUGUUUAAACUAAAGAUGUAAUAUAUCGUCUUGUCAACUUCUAAAUAAUUAGUAAAAAAUUAUCAAAAUUUAUUGCAAAUAUCGUAAACGCAAUUUAUCCGCUUGUAAGAUCUUCCACAUCACCUAGAGUUUUGCGCUUGCAAUCUUGCGCAAAACGCGACGCAGAGGGAGAGAGCCUAGUAAGAGAUAAAUACACAGAUAUAUACUGUUGAUAUGAAAACGAACAACUUAUAUGAGAGUGGCGUGGCAUGUUACAUCGAAAAUCUAUUCUCCAAAGCAGAUCAUGGACGCAUAUCACCUGUAUAUGAUUCUAAAGUAUAUUCGUCUGCUUUUGAAACUUGGAACGGUGUGUUGCUGAUGCCCUCUGAUCGGAAGAAUAGCACAGUCGAUGAAAACAAACUGAGCAAAAAUAGACUCUUUAUUUCAAUUAAUUAUUUUUCGAAUAUUAUAAUGAGAUGUUUGUUAUAUACUUUUUUUCUUUUAAAUUGUGAUAUUAUAUUAGAACGUAUAUAUUUCUCUGCUUCAGCCGUUUUUUUGGACUCGAUUUCGUUAUAUUUUAUUUCCUAUUUCACUUGUUAUCUCCGACAUGUAUUUAUACCCGAUCUUCCCACGUUGUUUAUGUCACUGAAUUUUGGUAUAUAUACACAACCAGGUCUGAGAUAAUUCGCACUGGGUCGUUCUACAAAUUCCUAGAUUCUACAAGUCAAAUUUCAAAAUGUGUAUUAACUCUAAGCUCAAAAUUUUUUUGAAACAAACCUAUUUUUUAAACGAAUAAUGAGUUAUUUUUCGUAAAAAAGAUUGAUAAUUGAUUUUUCUUCAAAAUUGCCACUGUGACACUUUCAAUAUUUCAGCAAAAAUUUAGCAGAAAUAAUAUCGGUAAAAUGUGAAAAGUCGCUCAACAAUAUUUGUCCUCAUUUGAAUGUCGAACCAUCUUUCUGAAAUAUCGUUUUUAGAAGAAGAAAAAAAACGAUCCAGAAAGAAAAUAAAGAGCAUCAUUAUUGAUAUUCACCACUGUACAUCAUGUUUCUUUCUUGUUAAAAUACGUGUUGUGAACUUUCUUGAUCAUAUAUACGCCAAUGAUGAUUUAUCAACUUUGUGGGUUAUCGCUGGUCCGUGUGUGAUCAAGCAAAAGUUAUCCAAUUUGAGAUUUAUGCUUCGAAUUCUUCAAUGUUCUUGCUUUAUUCGAGUUACUUAUUUCUGUUUUAUUAUUUUAUUCUAUUCUAUUUUUUGACUCCGGAUUUCCUCACUUCCACAUUAAGUGAAAAAACAGUGAAAAGUUGCCAUUUUUGUAGUUUACUUGUACUAACACACACACAAUUCAGCUUUUACACUUUAUUAACACAAUUUUCAGAUCUUGGCCUAUAUAAUUAGGAAUAUUGUAAAAUUAAUUUUGAAUAUAUAUUCGAAUAUUUUAAAUAUAAAUCGAAUAGUUCAACUAACAAAAUUUGAAAGAAAAACACAUGGCACAUGUCAAAUUGUGUACUGUGGCAUAUUAAAUAGUACCAUUGAGUAAUCAAUGCGUGAAUUGUAUAAAAAAUUCACUUCAAACUGAAGGUGUCUUUCUAAAACUGUUCGGAAAUGGCACUUCAUUCAUUGUUUUCUGUACGAACACAUGGAUAGAGAUCAUUAUAUAUACUUUGCCACAAGUAAAAGCAAUCCUGUAUAUCUUCGCUUAUGAGAUCAAUUCCGUCUUAAGUACAUAAUUCACAUUCAAUUCGACACGAAAAUUUCAAACAAUAUUUCAACUUUAGAAAAAUAUUCUCAAUAGCUCGCAUCUAUUUUGAUAUUGUUGGUUCGUUACACAUAGUAUUUAAUUUAACAAUUUUCUAGUAAUGGUUAUUAUUUUUUCGUGCCGUCCAUUUCAACGUAUAUUUAUCAUUUUAAAAAUACACCCUGUUAAGUCGGGCUGGUAGUGAGAUGCUACGGCCACCCUUUUUAGCAUAGAUCUUUGCUAAAUUUUGAGUAAUAUUUGCGAUGAAUAAAUUCUGUUAUUAAUAUCUAUUGAUUAAUAUUAUUAUUAUUAUUUACGUUGCAAUAAACUGAAAGUUCUAUAAGCACCAAGGAA